AUGGACAUGGACGGCAGCUCCGACAGGCCUCGCCUCACCAGCGAGCAGAAGAAGAAGAACCACAUCGAAUCCGAGAAGAAGCGCCGUGAGGCCAUCCGCGCAGGCUUCGAGCGACUCAGCCAGAUCAUUCCGGGAGCCGAAGGCCAGUCGCGCAGCGAGUCGGUCGUUCUCCAGAAGACCGUCAAGUACCUCAAGGACCAGCUUGAGAGGAAGGAGGAACUCAAGGAGAGGGCUGACCGCCAGGGCGUGAGUGACGGGGAGUUUGAGAAGAUCUACAACGACGUUGAGAAGGCUGUCAAGGCGGGUGAAUACGAGGAUGCCGACGGCAUCAAGGAGGAAGAGGAUUGA
Saxophila tyrrhenica is the source of this 348-nucleotide messenger RNA. It is a transcript of the gene INO4, whose product is annotated as Transcription factor. The record is from RefSeq and is a predicted model, not a curated record. Gene Ontology annotation, molecular function: RNA polymerase II cis-regulatory region sequence-specific DNA binding; protein dimerization activity; DNA-binding transcription factor activity, RNA polymerase II-specific. The coding region runs from base 1 to 348 and encodes 115 amino acids. Gene Ontology annotation, biological process: regulation of transcription by RNA polymerase II. The transcript is spliced from 2 exons. NCBI's taxonomy places the organism in Eukaryota, Fungi, Ascomycota, Dothideomycetes, Mycosphaerellales, Extremaceae.